AUGCCCAAAAACCCGUUGGCUAAUGUUGCCUUCCGUUCGUCAUUUCCUCUGUCUGUCUCUUCUUCCGAUCUAACGUUAAGAAAGAAAAGCAAACCAUUCGCUUUACUUCAAUCGGCCAAGAUGACACGUCUUCUAAUCUCCACCGCCUUCGUACACCUCUUCUCGCGACAGCAAGCAAAGAGGGGGUUUUCUUGGUCGCCGUUUCAUUUUGCAUUCAUGUUUUUGGCACGAGUUUUUGGAAGGAGACUCUUUGCAACUGCAACAUCAGAAGCUUCUGCUGCUGGGGCUGCAGCUGGUAGUAGAGUUAGGACUGCACAUAACCCUCUUGAGGAGUUCUUUGAGAUUGAUAGAAACCCAGAGGAGGACAAACCUGUUGUCUACGGGCGUAGCUGGAAGGCUUCAGAGCUACGUUUGAAGUCAUGGGAGGAUCUACAUAAGUUAUGGUAUGUCCUGCUCAAAGAAAAAAACAUGCUCAUGACUCAACGCCAGAUGCUUCAUGCUCAAAACUUGCGCUUUCCUAAUCCUGAACGCCUACCUAAGGUUAGGAAAUCAAUGUGCAGAAUCAAACAUGUGUUGACCGAGAGAGCAAUUGAAGAUCCAGAUCCUCGGAGGACUACUGAGAUGAAGCGAAUGAUUAAUGCUUUAUGAUCAUCUUGAUGCAAAUAAACUAAAUUUGAGAGGUGAAUAAAACGGCCAAACUGAAACAGAGCAAACUUGAUGUUCGUCGUGAACAGUGAUUACUUUAAACAAAUGGCACAAAUACGAGCUGAGAGAAGAGCAAAAGCAAAAGAAGAAAAAGAGGAGUUGGCAGCAGCUGAAGAUUUGAAACUGAAAGAGAGAUUAACAAAGUGAUUGCAGUGGUUUAGAACAGAACACCCCAAUCUUUGUAGCAAUCAUAAAUCAUAAUAAAUGAAAAACGAUCAUGGGCGUAGGUUAUUACAAGAUUAUGCAAGUGGAUAAGAAUGCUAAAAACGAUGAUUUGAAGAAAGGUCACAUGAAGCUUACGAUGAAGUGGCAUCCUGAUAAGAACCCUACUAAUAAGAAGGAAACAUAAGCUAAGUAUAAACACAUCUGUGAAGCAUAUGAUGUAUGUCUCUCUUCCUAUCUCCUUCUCUCUGUAUGACGUAUUUGUUGUUAAUUGCUUAAAUUCUUAUCAUGUGAAUUCUUAAUUGGGUGUUUGGUAGUUUUUCUAUAGACUGAAAUUCAUAAUCUUCAUUAGCAAUCAACUAAAAUACAGUAUAAGUUCAUAUGUUGAUCCAGACCUUUUGCAUUGAAUUUUAUUGUUGUUUUCAGAUUUUUAUUGUUGUUUUCCCAUAUUUUUUUUUUCAGAAGCUAUUGAUUAUUACAUAUACUUUUUUUUAUCUCAUCAAGAAAUUCUGCCCCAAAAUGGUAAAUUUGUUGAAAUUAUCUUUCAUUAUUUCAUUAACUUAGAUUUUUAGGUGAUCCUUAUCGAAUCCAAAUAUUGUGUGCGUCUGUUAUUGUUCAUGUGUGUAUGUAGGUUUGUGUUACUGUAUCUGUGUGUGACUUUGUGUUACAGUAACUAUUUAGAUAAAUUUCAUUAAAUAGAUAUUAUUAGUUAUAAAACAUGGACCAUUUUUGUAAAUUUCAGUUAAGAGGGACCAAUUUGGUAGUUGUUAUAAAACAGGGAAUGCAAUUUCAUUUUUUUUGUCCAUUUUAAAAGAAUGUAAGAUGCUAAAAUUAUCAGAGAACCA
Lactuca virosa is the source of this 1712-nucleotide messenger RNA. Lineage: Eukaryota; Viridiplantae; Streptophyta; Magnoliopsida; Asterales; Asteraceae. The record is from the annotation of a GenBank genome assembly.